AUGUCAUGGAGAUUAGGUUUAGCAAUUAGGACUUCAGCAGUCGGGAGUUUCGGCAAGUGUUUGGCACCUCGGAAGAGUGUCUUCCUUCAGCAGGGGAGAGGGCGUGUCUGCCUUGGUACUAGUUGUUUUGAGGCUGGAUAUGCUCGUCGUGAGAUGCAAGAGGUUGAGACAUACAAGAAGAAGCAGCAACAUCUUUCCAAACCAAGUAAUCUUCAGCCACUUAGUGGGUAA
Prunus armeniaca (apricot) is the source of this 231-nucleotide messenger RNA. NCBI's taxonomy places the organism in Eukaryota, Viridiplantae, Streptophyta, Magnoliopsida, Rosales, Rosaceae. The record is from the annotation of a GenBank genome assembly.